UGGUUGGUGUUGUUUCGCUGUCACUUGUAAUUGCCAGUGAUUUUAUCUAAAAACAGAGAUUUUCAUUUAAAUAUGUAACUUAAACACAACAUUCAGCUAAAUAAGUUCAUAUUUUAUUGUGCUACACAAACAAAUUGCAUCAUUUAUUUCAGAUACAAGCGAUAAUUUAAAAUUUGAUAUAGGCAUCGGUGUUAUGGGAAGUGUUAGUCAUGAAACACUGCAGUGUAUUUAUUGUUUUGUGCUUACAUUUGUGUGUUAUUAAAUGUGCAAGAUCGGACAGAAUAGAUUCUAUGUCAUUACUAAAGUCAAACUCAACAUCGGAGCAAAAAGUAUGGAACAUAAAACUUGACAUUUUCUUCUCGAAAACUUUACCAGCCGUCAUCUCCAGAGCACCGAAGAGUGAUGUACGUUUCAAAUGUGAGGCGAUCAUGAACUAUACCAAGGUGGAGAAGUACACUAAAAAUAGGGAAGGUGAGGUAACAUUGCUAAAAGAAGCUCCCCCUGAUCACAUACAGCAGAAACUAUUGGAAAAUGUUAAAGUAUAUUGGUUGAAAGACAGUAAAAUUAUUGAUGAUAACUCAACUCAAAGAAUCAAAAUAGCCACCAAGAUUGAUAAGAGCAAUGGCACAAUAGGUACAAAUUUAAGAAUUAAGGACUUGAUUGUAAGUGACAAAGGCAACUAUACUUGUGUAAUUAAACAAAAUUAUGAGAAGAAACAGACAUCACAAUUAAAGAUUGAACAAGGUAUUGAAAACUAUGAGAUUCCUACAUAUACCUCAUUGUUCCCCAACACUGAUAUCUACAGCCAGCUGGAUAUUAAUGUGCAGUCCACUCCAGGUCUAUCAUCAGAAAAUAUACAAACACUAAAUAAUACCAAUUCCACUGACCCAAAAAAGUUGGAACCAAUAUGCCAAGAAUAUUUAGGAAAUGUGUGUGCAGAACAUUUAAAGGGUCAAUUUGUUUAUAUACCUUACAAUACUAGCCAGGACGCUCUUGAAGAUAAAUUGCUGAAAGCAUUCCAAGUCACUAAAUAUUCAAAUGAUAUAAGUCCUCGCUGUGAGGGCUAUGCCGUACCCAGUCUCUGUUACUCAACAUUUCCUAUCUGUAGAGAUCCUUUUGUUACCAACAGUAAGUUCUUCAGGGAAGCUAAAAAACUGUUUACUCUUCAAUCUGAUCCUGCAAUUAAAAUUAAUGAUAAUGACCUACAUGAAAUUGUGUUUGAAAAUUUGCCAUUUGGCAAACUACCCAGUAUGUACACAGAUUCCAAUAGCUCAUUUGCAUCAAUGUUUGAUUUCCGUUAUAACUCCACAGUCCUCCGAAGGGUCUGUAAACAAGAUUGUGAGAUACUGGAAAAUGAACUUUGUCAGAAAGAGUAUGCUAUAGCUAAGAGGCAUCCACAUAUAGGACAGCAGUUAACACUAGAGGAAUGCCAAGACCUUCCUGAAAAUGAUCCUGACUGUUUGAGAAUUAGUAUUGGAGCUGUAAUGGUAUCUGAUGAUGAAUGUUACUGGGAAAAUGGAAGUGGAUACUUAGGGCGAGUUAAUAUAGCAAAUAAUGGCAUGCCUUGCGUUGAGUGGUCUAAACAACUACAUGUAAGAUUGUCAGAUUAUCCUGAACUCGCUGGUACACACAGUUAUUGUAGAAAUCCUGGAGGUGUUAAAGAGCAGCCCUGGUGCAUCAUUGAGAAGGAUGGUAAAACAGAUAAGCAGCUCUGUGAUAUUCCAAAAUGUGCUCACAAAAUCUGGAUUUACAUUGUCAUAGUUUUUCUUCUUUUGACUCUUACAAUUAUUGGAUUUAUUAUUUGUUUGUGCUACAGACAUAAAAAUAAGAAUAAUGCUUCCACAAUUAGAGAUAUUAAUUUACCCAAUGCUGAUAAAAACAUCUAUGGCAAUUCUAGACUUAAUUCACCAAUAGAAAUGAGUGAACUCCUGACCAACAAUAUAGCCAAUCAACCUCACCUGACCAGGAACACUAGAGGCAAUGGAGUGCUUCGUAUUCCUCAAUACUCUCUAUCACAAAUUAAAUUCUUGGAAGAAUUGGGUGAAGGUGCUUUUGGCAAAGUCUACAAAGGAGCUCUGAAAAAGAAUGGUGAAACACAGUUUGUUGCUGUCAAGGCAUUGAAAGAGAAUGCUUCAGCUAAAACACAGGCAGACUUCAGAAGAGAAAUAGACUUGAUAUCUGAAUUAACUCAUGAUAACAUUGUGUGUAUUGUUGGUGUAGCAUUGAGAGAAGAACCUUUGUGUAUGUUGUUUGAGUUUAUGGCGCGAGGGGAUCUUCACGAGUUUCUGAUGGGGCGUGCGCCACCUUCUGGGAAAGGUUUACCACCUAUGAGACUGCUAAACAUUGCAAAUAACAUUGCAUCUGGGAUGCAAUACCUUGCUUCCCAUCAUUAUGUCCACAGGGAUCUUGCAGCUAGAAACUGUCUUGUCUCUGAUGACUUUAUUGUCAAAAUAUCUGAUUUUGGUCUUUCCAGAGAUAUCUACAGUUCAGAUUAUUAUAGAGUUCAGUCAAAGAGUUUACUACCAGUAAGGUGGAUGCCACCAGAGUCCAUACUCUACGGUAAAUUCACAACAGAAAGCGACAUUUGGUCAUAUGGAGUAGUAUUGUGGGAAAUAUACAGUUAUGGAUUGCAGCCAUAUUACGGAUAUAGCAAUCAAGAAGUCAUAUCGAUGGUGCGCGGAGGCGAGCUACUCGUGGCUCCAGCGAACUGCCCGGCACCAAUGUACACACUCAUGAGGGACUGUUGGAAGCAUACGCCGCAAAGGAGACCUAACUUCGAGGAAAUUGUUAAUAGGAUCCAAGAAUGGAUAAAUAUGGGUGGGUGUCCAGAAAUCGCAGCUUCUGAGGCAGGAAGCAGUGGUUUUGGACACAGGCCUUCGGGUUCCAGCCGAGACUUGCAGGAGAGGGUACCUUUACUACCACCACACUGCUCCUCAUCUAAUGGCUCCCUGGCCACGGGCAGCCUGAAAAAGUUCAGCGCAGCAGGUUCUAGCUCUAAAGUUACAGAUGAUAAUUGUUCCACUUGCAGUGAGGUGCCACCUCUUGCACCCAAGACAAAGAAACACAGCUCGGGAUCGCUCAUCGAUACAGAGAAAGUAGGUACGAAAGAUACAGUGGUUAGGAUAUUACCUAACUCACAAUUUGGUAACGAAAUUUAAGAGAUGGUGAGAUGGUACAAAUCACGGAGUGGUUAUAAAUGGAAUGAUAAGUAUGCAACGAAAAUCUUCCCUCUGUCGCAAUGGCUAUAUGUCCACUAUACAAGUUGACUUGCUUUUGCGUAUUUACACUUCAUUUGUGUCCUACUCCAUGGUAGAAUAGAUAGCCAAUGUUCGACAUGUUUUACUUUAAUGCUUUGUGCAUUUUACACUUAAAUAAGAAGUUAGUUUAAGUUAGGUUUGUAAAAAGAGGUAGUUUUUAUAACACUUUAGUCUUCAUAUUAUGUGAUUGUGUAAGCCACUUUCGUUGAAUUACAGACGUAUAAUAGAUACUCGAUGAUUCAUGACACUUCUGAAGUUAAGUUUAUGUUAAUAUUUUGUUACAUUUUUCGAAUUUUAAGUCACAAUUUUGCCUGCCUUCGUUUUACUGACAAUACUGCCAAGUAUGUUUAGUUUGUAACGGAUAAUUGCUUGAAGUAAUUAAUAUGUUUCCAUAAUUACUGAUUCCCAUUAGUUCCUUUAUUUUACAUAGGUAUAAGGUGUAGUUUUAAUAAUGGUUGUGUACUAUAUGUAAAUGGAGUACCUUAAUGAGUUUUUGAAUACAGAGGUACAAUGAAAAUAAGUACAUAAUAUUUCAAUUGGCUUUACUUAUCUAUGUAUUUACUUAGUUAUAAGUCAAAGUAAAACCGUAAUAGAGUUAGGAGUUUAUUAUUUUGUUGUCAAUUAUUAUUUAUUUUAGAUUAUUUUAUAUUGGUAUGCAUUUUUAGCUACUGAACAAUAUAAUUUGGUAUAUAUUUGAUAGGUACGGGUUGUCAUAAUAUACAUAGCUGACAUCCCUAGCAUAAAUAAUGUUAAUAAUGUUGCGUAAUAAAUUAAUUAGUUACAAUUGUAAUUUCAAAUUUCUGCCUUUUUAUGUUUUAUUAUGUGUAACUUGUAAGAGAAUUCUAUUAAUAAUUUUGUACCUACAACAACUAAAAAUACCCCGCCUAAUCCAAACUGCUAGUUGUUAAUUUUAAAUUAAUUUUAUUUUUUAUUUAUGUUGCAUCAGAUGGGGUUGUACUUACAUUGUAUGUAACAUACAUACGAUGUUAAACCUUUCUUUUUAAAACUUAAAUAGGUAUUCAAGUACAUAAUCUGUCUAGUUAGAACUCUAUUACUUAAUUAAAUAUUUUUAUGAAGACAUAAUAUGUAUAAAGUAAUUUAUGAUUUAUUAUCUGUAUACACUUUUGUUAUUUUCACUCGGUUUGCCAUAGGGAAAGUGAAAAUUACUUAUAUCCAAAUACCUAAACGCCACUCCAUUUUAACGCGCACUUUUAAAUACAGUUUCGUCACUACAAUUUCUUUGUAAAAUGACAGAGAAGACCCGUUAUUUCAAGUUGAGUGGCAUUUUAGUAUCUGGGCGUUACAUUUGAAUUCUCCUGUCCUUUUAGACCAUGUACCUACAUUUGCUUGUAAAAUAGUUAAAACACUUAAGUAUAAUAAAAUAUGUAAGUGGUGUCUGAAGCAGUGUGUGUUCCAAGUAAAUAAGUAUUUCAAAAUUCUAAUGUUGUAUUAGCUUAUAAGACUGACUGAAAAUAUCAACUACACAAUUGUCAAUAUUGUACUUAUUUUAGAAAUUUUAAGCUUCACGAACUGGACAUUUUUACUCGAAACGAUUACAUGACGAAAUUCGGCGUUAAUACUGGCAACUAUACAAUACGAUCUCAUUGUAUGCAGUUUGUUUUUAAAGCAUGUGUUACCAACUCAUCAUAGAUGAUCUUCCAACAAAUAUUGAU
Molecule: messenger RNA, 4930 nt
Organism: Spodoptera litura
Lineage: Eukaryota; Metazoa; Arthropoda; Insecta; Lepidoptera; Noctuidae
Gene: Ror
Product: tyrosine-protein kinase transmembrane receptor Ror
Biological process (GO): cell surface receptor protein tyrosine kinase signaling pathway; positive regulation of kinase activity; protein phosphorylation
Cellular component (GO): plasma membrane; signaling receptor complex
Molecular function (GO): ATP binding; transmembrane receptor protein tyrosine kinase activity; Wnt-protein binding
Source: RefSeq, a predicted model, not a curated record